Molecule: messenger RNA, 1335 nt
Organism: Oncorhynchus tshawytscha (Chinook salmon)
Lineage: Eukaryota; Metazoa; Chordata; Actinopteri; Salmoniformes; Salmonidae
Product: V-type proton ATPase 16 kDa proteolipid subunit
Exons: 3
Coding region: 214-675 (153 amino acids)
Biological process (GO): proton transmembrane transport
Cellular component (GO): proton-transporting V-type ATPase, V0 domain
Molecular function (GO): proton-transporting ATPase activity, rotational mechanism
Source: RefSeq, a predicted model, not a curated record
GUCAGGUGAUAUUUUCCACUUCACCAUUUUGUGCUGCUGCUCCGCCGUGUAUUUAGCAGAAGAUUCGUGACUAGUCCAAUUACAUCUCUAGUUGGCUACAUAGGUUUCCCAGUUUACAUUUAAAGAGCGUGUGGCCUUCGAUAGGUGUAGUCGGUAAGCCAUCAAGGGGAACCGCAAUAUCCGUUUGGUAUUCCGUGUUGUUUUAAACAGAGAAUGUCGUCCGAAAGCCCCGAAUACUCUCCGUUCUUCGCGGUGAUGGGUGCCUCUGCAGCUAUGGUUUUCAGCGCCUUGGGAGCAGCCUAUGGCACGGCUAAGAGUGGAACAGGGAUUGCUGCCAUGUCAGUGAUGAGGCCAGAGCUCAUCAUGAAGUCCAUCAUUCCAGUGGUCAUGGCGGGUAUUAUAGCCAUCUACGGCCUGGUGGUAGCGGUGCUCAUCGCCAACAACAUCUCUGAGAAGGUCACCCUCUACAAGAGUUUCCUUCAUCUUGGUGCUGGGCUGAGUGUGGGCUUGAGCGGGUUGGCAGCUGGCUUUGCAAUUGGUAUUGUAGGUGAUGCUGGGGUUCGGGGCACGGCGCAGCAGCCCCGGCUCUUCGUGGGCAUGAUCCUCAUCUUAAUCUUUGCCGAGGUCCUCGGGCUCUACGGUCUCAUCGUGGCCCUCAUCCUGUCCACGAAAUAAACCACCAACCUCUCCACCAAUCUGUCUUAUGUUGCUGAAGGAGGAAAAAAAAUAACGGAAUACUGGAUAAAAAAUUAAAUGAAUGACAAAAUAAUGAUAUAAUAAAAAAUGGCUCCAUAAAUAUGGUCUUAUCUCUACAAUGUGUACAGUCGUCCCAAUUUGAUAGUCAAAUGCAAUGUAGUGAUUUGUCGGUCCUGUGUGUUGCAAAAUGUAUGAAGAUCCCCCCACUGGUUUACAGCCUCCAUGCUUGCCAGGUUUCUUGCUGAUUUCUGCCUCUGGUCUUAGAGCUGACCAAAGGGCCCCACUGCUUUUUCUCCUCCUGCAUUGAUCUGGCUGUUUACAUGAUUUCUGCAUUUAAUGUCUGAGGAUCUAUUUGUAAAGGAAAAUAUGUAUGGACUUAACGUUUUUGUUUUCUGUUUUAUUUAUAAAUGUUUAAAUGGGGCAAACAUCUUUAAUUCUAUAGAUUUAAUGCACUGUGGUUAACUGUGAUGUGGUUGGAGUUCCUCUGGAUGUAUUAUUUGGGUAAAGAUUGCCUUUAGUGUGUUGCUGGUGGAGUGGGCAUUGUGUAACUGUAUUUCAAUCGGGAUGGAAACAUUGCAGUGUUUCGAAUGUGUUCAUGUAGUACCGCUGUUUGAUUGCAUUAAAGGUUGUUGCCCAGUG